Mycena citricolor is the source of this 589-nucleotide messenger RNA. NCBI's taxonomy places the organism in Eukaryota, Fungi, Basidiomycota, Agaricomycetes, Agaricales, Mycenaceae. The record is from the annotation of a GenBank genome assembly.
AAGUGAAAUCACGGGCCCAACCUUCUUCUAUUCUUCUCGUUCGUUGCUACAUCCCAACUCACUUCGUACCACCUGCCUGCUCGUCUGAUCCAUCUCUCGUCUCUCGCAAUCUCAAUCGAGCAUCAAUCACGCGAUGGCAAGCUGGCUGGAUCUCAUCGCUCUCAUUGCUACGAUAUCCGUGUUUGCGGGCAUCGUGUACGGUGCGCUGCUGCUCGUGCGCUCGGUGUCUCAGGGCAUCGAGUCUGCCAAGGAAGGCCUAAAAAAUAAAGGAAGUGCGUUAGCGUUCCGCCCCUUAGGCCUACGGCCGCAUAACGAUACAUAUGACGCGAAUUGCAGUGCUCGUCACGGACAAGGCGUGGAAGUGAAGACAUCCAAGCGCUUCGACAGAGAGGAUUACGUGGACGCCACACAAAGGAACUUUGUGAAAGCCGUCAACGCGGCAUCAUUCCGCAAGAAUGGGGCGCUGGACUCGUCGCCGACCCUGUCCCCUCCCGCGCUUUCCACUGCGCGGUCUUCCUCCAGUGAUGGCGAAAAGAAAAGCCGGAAUCCAUUCAAGCGCGGGGUCAGUGAUUCUGGAAAAGACAAAUGA